AUGGCAGAGGCCAGUAUUUCAGUAGAUCAGGACCAGUUCAGCUGUCCAGUCUGUCUGGAUCUGCUGAAGGAUCCAGUGGCUAUUCCCUGUGGACACAGUUUCUGUAUGGUGUGUAUUAAUGGAUACUGGGAUCAGGAGGAUCAGAGGGGGGUCUACAGCUGCCCCCAGUGCAGAGAGACUUUCACUCCAAGGCCUGUUCUACGCAGAAACAAUGUUAUAGCUGAAGUGGUGGAGAAACUGAAGAAGACAGAACUCCGAGCUGCUUCUCCUACUCACUGUUACGCUGGACCUGGAGAUGUGGAGUGUGAUUUCUGCACUGGGAGAAAACUCAAAGCCAUCAAGUCCUGUUUGGUUUGUUCAGUUUCUCUUUGUGAAACUCAUCUUAAGCCUCAUCUUCAAAUUUCUGCUUUGGAAAGCCACAAGCUGGUCAUCGCCUCCCCAAGACUACAAGAGAAGAUCUGCUCUCAGCACAACAAACGGAUUGAGAUCUAUUGUCGUACUGACCAAAGAUACAUCUGUUAUUUGUGUAUGAUGCAUGAACACAAAGGCCACGAUACAGUUGCAGCAGUAACAGAGAGAGCUGAUAAACAGAUUCAGCUAAAAGAGAUACAUCAGGAGGCCCAGCAGAAAAUACAGGACAAAGAAAGGAAUCUAGAGCAGCUGAAACAGACUGUAAACACUCUUAAGAGCUCUGCACAGACAGCAGUGGAGGACAGUGAGAGGAUCUUCACUGAGCUGAUCUGCUCCAUUGAGAGAAAGCGCUCUGAGGUAAAAGAGCUGAUCAGAGCUCAGGAGAAGACUGAGCUGAGUGGAGCUGAAGAGCUCAUUGAACAGCUGGAGCAGGAGAUCGCUGAUCUAAAGAGGAGAGACACUGAGCUGGAGCAGCUUUCACACACAGAGGAUCACAUCCAUUUCCUCCAGAGUUUUCAGUUUCUCUGCGUCUCCUCUGAAUCCGAGGACUCACCCAGCACUCACCCUGUAAAUCUGCAUCUUUCAUUCGAUGAAGUGAAGAAAUCUCUCUCUCAACUGAAAAAGCGAGUAGAGGAAAUCAACAAGGAGGAAUUCAACAGAAUCGCUGAAAACGGUAAUCAUUUCACACAGGUCCGUAACUAG
Pygocentrus nattereri (red-bellied piranha) is the source of this 1113-nucleotide messenger RNA. RefSeq names its product E3 ubiquitin-protein ligase TRIM47-like. NCBI's taxonomy places the organism in Eukaryota, Metazoa, Chordata, Actinopteri, Characiformes, Serrasalmidae. The record is from RefSeq and is a predicted model, not a curated record. The coding region runs from base 1 to 1113 and encodes 370 amino acids. The transcript has 4 exons. Gene Ontology annotation, molecular function: zinc ion binding.